AUGAUCCCAUUAACAACAUUUUUACCUAAUUAUAAUACACAAUUACCUUCAUUAAAUACCAUAGUAAAUAAUAAUACAUUAGGUGAUAAGAAUGAUGAUAAUAAUAAAUUAGGGGAGAAAAUACUUCAUAAAAGUGUAGGUCACCAAGAUGAAGAAAAUAUGGAAAAAUUAGAAGUCGAAAUUAAAGAUGAGGAAGAUAAUUUUCGUCAACAUCAGAAAACCAAAUCAUUAAUUUAUGCAAUAAAACCAAGAUGGAAUGAUUUAUCAUCAUCUCAACGUAAUUCUGUAAAAUCUCGGAUUUGGUCUGAAAUGUUUUCUGAUCAUAAUAAAAGAUGGGCUAGAUUGGUAUCAGAUUUUAAUUCUGUAGAAGAUAGUUUAAUGUUAGGUAAAGAACCUAUCGAUUUUGAUUUUUAUGAUGAAAUUAAAGAAAUAUUUGGAGAUGAAUCUUCAAUUUCACCAACGUUCUCAAUUCUUGAUAAGAACGAAACAUCAAUUUCACAAGAAAAUGAAGGCGAAUUAACACAUAAUGAAGAAAAUGAAGAAGGAGAAUCAACACUUAUCGAUGAUGUAAAUGAAGAGAAUGAUCAAGAACAAGAUUCCAUAACGACUGAUAAUGAAAAAUUGAUAACGAAUGAUGAUAAUAGUAUAAAUGAAAUAUCAAAAAUAACUAAAACUAGGAUGAUUUUAAGAAAACAAGUUCGAACUCAAAGAACUUUAAAAACUUUAAAGAUUUCAAGAACUUCAAAAACUUCAUCCAGAAAACGUGCCAAAAAACAAAUCAAUGAAGAAGAAAAUUCAUCAUCAAUUUCUGAAACCAUAGAAAAAGCCAAACUUCUUGUGGGAAAUAUGUCAACUGAAAAGAUCAUGAAACAAAUUCAAGAUAAUAAACGAGAUUAUCAAAUGCCACUGGAGAACGCUGGAAAGUUUGAAACCCGACCCAACGUAAUAAUAUAUGGUGGAAAUCGACUUAACUUUCUUUCUUCCUGGUUCUUCAUUUGGGUAUUUCGUAUGUUGAAAAUAUCCAGAAGUCAUAAUUUGGGAGAAGAAAAUUUGACCUUACAAGAUUCGGAAAAAGCUAAAGUCGUUGGAGAUAAAUUGGAAAAUAAUUGGAAGUUGGAAUGUACUAAAAAAAAGAGCAAACCAUCAAUUUUUCAAGCACUUUUAAAAUCAUUUGGUACAUCAUAUGCACUUUUAGGAAUUUACAAACUAAUUGGAUCAAUAUUUUUAUUUUUCGUGAGUUUAUUCAUUUGCGUUUUAAUGAGUAGCAUAUUUUUCAGUCAAGUGAUUUCAGAAUCUACUAGAAUUGGAGUGCAGGUUCGAGCUGCAUUGAUGGUUUUGAUUUAUCGAAAAUCUUUACGAUUAAGUUCAGUGGGUGGAAAUAUUGGAAAUAUUGCUGAAGCUUGUGUUAAUUUUCAUUUCUUAUGGAGUUCUGCAGUGGAAAUAAUAGCUAUGAUUAUUUUAGCUUGGGUACAAUUAGGUUAUGCUGCAUUACCAGCAUUAACUAUACUUCUUGUUUUAUUCCCAAUUCAAUAUAAACUUGGUAAUAUUACUGCCAAGAUGUCAAAUUCAACUACCAAUGUUACAUCCUCACGUAUACAUUUGAUGUCCGAAAUUCUUACCGCAAUUAAAUUAAUUAAAUUUUAUGCUUGGGAAUCAUAUUAUCGUGAUCGAGUUAAGAAGGUGAGACGUAAAGAGUGGUUCCUAUUUUUAAAUAGUAUUGUAGUCAAAAUUUGGACUUUUUGUGUGAUAUUUGGUGCUCCAGUUUUAGCGAUGUUGGGUUGUCUUUGUGUCAAAUUAUUAGCAUAUCCUUCACCUGAUAAUGUAUUAGAUGCUAGUACUAUCUUUACUGUUUUGGCUUUGUUUUAUACUGUUAGAGCAACUUUAGGCGCAUUGGACUCUUUUAAACGAUUAGAUACAUUUUUAAUGACCAAUGAAUUGGAACCUAUUAAACAAGAUGAUGAACCAAUAAAUGGGGAUCCAAAUUUAAGAAUUUAUAUUAACGAUGCCGAUUUUAUUUAUGAAGGAGCUGUUAAUCCUACUUUAAAAUUUUUAAAUAUGAAAGUGAAACAAGGUGAAUGUUUUGCCAUAGUAGGUGAUGUGGGGGCCGGAAAAUCUUCCAUCUUGGCUGCAAUCAUUGGUCAAUUACGUAAAGAGAAUGGGAUUAGAAAAAUUCGGGGAUCAAUUUCUUAUGUCCCUCAUGAUGCUUGGUUAUUAAAUGCUACCUUAAGGGAUAAUAUUUUAUUUGGAAAUGAUUUUGAUGCCAAACGUUAUUCUGACGUUUUACACGUUUGCGCUCUGAAUCGUGAUUUAAGUUUAUUAAGUUAUAGUGAUGCAACUGAAAUUGGUGAUCGGGGUGUUAAUUUAAGUCUCGGUCAAAGGCAAAGAGUAAGUUUAGCCAGAGCCGUUUACUCCGAUGCUGAUAUUAAUAAAGCUAUUAUAUUUGUUACCAAUCAAUUACAGGCAUGUUUAAUCUAUACAAUGAUCUUAUAA
Molecule: messenger RNA, 2490 nt
Organism: Diversispora eburnea
Lineage: Eukaryota; Fungi; Glomeromycota; Glomeromycetes; Diversisporales; Diversisporaceae
Source: the annotation of a GenBank genome assembly